Messenger RNA from Ziziphus jujuba (common jujube), 2794 nucleotides. Its product is annotated as probable methyltransferase PMT11. Lineage: Eukaryota; Viridiplantae; Streptophyta; Magnoliopsida; Rosales; Rhamnaceae. The transcript is spliced from 9 exons. The record is from RefSeq and is a predicted model, not a curated record. Gene Ontology annotation, molecular function: methyltransferase activity. Gene Ontology annotation, cellular component: cytoplasm; endosome; trans-Golgi network. Bases 347 to 2380 code for a protein of 677 amino acids.
AAUCUCAUCCCCAAAGGAGAUAACCAAUCAAUCUGUACACGUGUAUUCAUCUGACACCCUCCACAUAAACUCCGUCCACUCUUCCUCCGUGACCGUGACAUUGACCAAGCUCCUCUUAAAUAAAAUUCCCAAAAACAUUUGAAAAGAAUCAAAACCCAAAAUCCAAUUCCAAAUCCACACUCUCACUCUUUUACACAUAUUCUCGGAGCAAGUCUGGACCUCACAGAAACAGCACGAUCUCUAUGUGUUUGAUUUGUUGUCUGAGAGAAGAAAAACCAAGAGAUCUCAGAUCCAUAGAAAUUUGAUUUGAAACUUUUUUUUUGGGCAGAACCUGAAAAGUAAAACCAUGAAAGCUUUAACCAAUGGAGAAUUCUCCAAAGCCCCCAAGGUCAUAACCAUCGCUGCCUUUGCUUUCAUUUCGGUCACAUUCUUCUACUUGGGCAAGCACUGGUCCGAGGGCAACCAACAGCUUGUCUUCUUCACCACGCGCCAAACCCAUUCCGUCUCAAUCUCACCCAAUCAAGGAAUGUCCUUCAAUAUCUCAUCCAUGAUUUCGGCCGAUGAAACCGAGUCUUUCCCCGUGAAAUCGUUCUCUCCGGCACCGGUCACGUCGCGUCAUGUGGUAUCGCCGACAACUCCUCCUCCUCCUCCGCCGCCUUCGAUUAAGACGUUCGGAAUCGUGGACGAGAAUGGGACAAUGUCGGAUGAGUUCGAGGUCGGGGAAUUCGAUCAGGACGAGGUUGUGGAGAAUUGGGCGGCUGAGAAUGAGACCAAGGUCGGAGAGAAUGGAGGUAGCGAUUCGGGUAAGAUUAGUGUGCAGAAGUUUCAGCUGUGUCCGAGUAGUAUGAGCGAGUACAUACCUUGUUUGGAUAAUGUCAAGGCAAUCAAGAAGCUCAAAUCGACGGACAAAGGCGAGCGGUUCGAACGGCACUGUCCCGAACCGGGUCGGGGUUUGAAUUGCUUGGUUCCGGCACCCAGGAAUUACAGAAGCCCAAUCGCAUGGCCGAGAAGCCGCGACGAGGUUUGGUUCAGCAAUGUACCACAUAAUCGUCUAGUUGAAGAUAAAGGAGGUCAAAACUGGAUUUCUCGAAACAAGAAUAAGUUUAAGUUUCCAGGAGGUGGUACGCAGUUUAUACACGGGGCAGAUGAAUACUUGGAUCACAUUUCAAAGAUGAUUCCUGAUAUUGCAUUUGGUCAAAACACCCGAGUUGUUUUGGAUGUUGGAUGUGGUGUAGCGAGUUUUGGUGCUUAUCUGCUAUCGAGGAACGUCAUCACUAUGUCAAUAGCUCCCAAAGAUGUUCAUGAGAACCAGAUUCAGUUUGCUCUUGAGCGUGGUGUGCCAGCAAUGGUGGCAGCAUUUGCAACUCACCGGUUGUUGUAUCCCAGCCAAGCUUUUGACUUGAUACAUUGUUCACGCUGUAGGAUCAAUUGGACGCGAGAUGGUGGCAUAUUGCUGCUUGAGGUUAAUAGAAUGCUCCGGUCAGGAGGAUACUUUGUUUGGGCUGCUCAGCCAGUUUAUAAGCAUGAAGAAGCCCUUGAAGAACAGUGGCAAGAAAUGCUUAACCUCACUACUCGUCUUUGCUGGGAGUUUGUUAAAAAGGAUGGAUAUAUCGCAAUAUGGCGGAAGCCUUUAAGCAAUAGCUGCUAUCUAAACCGUGAAGAGGGAACUAAACCUCCAUUGUGUGAUCCAGAUGAUAACCCAGACAAUGUCUGGUAUGUUGAUCUGAAGGCAUGCAUCUCACCGCUUCCUGAAAAUGGUUAUGGAGCAAAUGUCUCAAAAUGGCCGGCACGACUGCAAACUCCUCCUAAUAGACUCCAGUCCAUACAAAUUGAUGCAUAUAUAUCUAGAAAUGAGCUUUUCAAGGCAGAAUCAAAAUACUGGAACGAUAAUGUAGAAGGCUUUGUUCGUGCUUUACAUUGGAAGAAGUUAAGAUUAAGAAAUGUAAUGGACAUGAAAGCUGGCUUUGGAGGAUUUGCAACAGCAUUGAUUGAACAGAAUUUAAAUUCUUGGGUUAUGAAUGUGGUUCCUGUUAGUGGGCCUAACACCUUGCCUGUUAUAUAUGACCGUGGGCUUAUCGGAGUUAUGCACGACUGGUGUGAGCCAUUUGAUACAUACCCCAGAACCUAUGAUUUAUUGCAUGCAGCUGGUCUCUUCUCUAUUGAGAAAAAAAGAUGCAAUAUCUCUUCAAUCAUGCUUGAGAUGGAUCGGAUACUGAGACCUGGUGGACGUGUUUACAUCCGUGACUCUCUUUCAAUCAUGGAUGAUCUUGUUACCAUAGCAAAUGCAAUGGGAUGGCAUGUAACGAUACGAGACACAAGUGAGGGUCCUCAUGCAAGUUAUAGACUCUUUACUGCUGAAAAACGUCUACUGCGCGCUUAAAGCAUAUUGGGAUUUAAGAGCAGAUUGUAUUUCAGAGAAUCCCAUUCAUGGCAAAGAGAAGAUUUGUAAGACAGAUUAAUGUCCUAACACCGUUGUUGAAGUGAUUGUAGAAGAUAGUUGGUGAACAUGUUUAGAAGAAAAUGAGAGUGGGAGAGAAGGAGAGAGGAAAUUGUUUUAUUUGUGUAUUUAAUUGAGGUGUGGAUAUUCGGGUCUUUGUCACAGUGAGUUUCAGAGAAGCCUUGUAAACUAAAUCAUCAUAGUAAGUUACGUGGUUGUUUAGCUAGUAGCCUACUGCUCCAAUUGAUAAAGAGUAGGUGAGAGUGAAUUCCAAUUUUUAUUUAAUGUGAACUUGUAAAUAUUGCACGCUACUAUUCCUCAUACUCUUCAAUUAAUUCUUACUCAAUUUUGCUUUCA